AUGGGUUUGGAAGAACUUAUUAACCGACAUUAUGAGCUUCGUGAGGAAAUUCAGGCAGUUGUUUGGGAGGAUAAAGAGAGAAGAAACCUCAUUCGCUUGGCGUUGCUACAAAUAAUGGUUCAAAAGCAAGCGCAGCUUCUAAGCGGCAAAAAGAGUAUCAAGUUGAGUACAAAAAAUGGUGCUCUUGAUGAAGAUGCAAAAAUCGAUUUCGAAAUUCAAUUAAACAAGUUAAAGCAAGAAUAUUCAACAAAGCAGAAAUUACAGGAUGCAAAAAUUCAUACAUUGAAACAAGACAAUGAACGUCUUCGUUCGGAAAACAAAGAAUUAAAAUCAAAAAAGGAUCCUUCGUCGUUGUUAUCUUUUUCAUCAUCGUCAUCGUCAUCGUCAUCAUCAUCAUCGGGUGUCAAUGGCUCAAAGUCUAGUAUAUUUGGUACCAGUAGGAGGUUGCUAAGCAAUAAGUCUAUUUUCACACCCGAGAAGUCUACAUUGGCCACUGCAUUGUAUGGACAAACGUUGACGAACAUUUUUGAAGAUGACUUAGUCACGCCGAAAGAAAAAAGUGUUGUUUCAAACAUUUCUGAACGAAAAAGCUUAAUGGACUUAUCGCCAUCGAUGAACACUAAGAAAGCCGUGAGUGGAGCACCCUUGACAAUUCCAAAACUACGAAAUCUGAUGGGCUCGAACACAUUGUUGUCCCCAUCAAGGAAAAAUCACCCUUUGCGGACCCCAUCAAAGCAUAUUGAAGAUUUUGAUGAUGACGCGAUUACCGGUGGUGAUAAAUCUCGGUCACGACUGCGAAGCCCUUCGCCUGACUUUACACCAAAUAGAAAACCAAGAGUUUUGAGGAGUGAUUCUGUGAUGAGUUCAACUAGUGCAACCAAUGAAAGCCAUAGUAAUGAUGCGUCUCCAGUGGCGAAAAAGGGGAAAAAAUAUGUACUGGGUGCAACUACAAGUUUAGGAGAUAAACAAUUGACAGGCGAGACACACGAUUCAAAAGAUGCAAAAGGUUCCAACGAUGCUAAUAUUUCGAAAGAUACAAAGGAGACAACCCCAACAUCAACAUCAACCACAAAUGUUGUCCGAAAGAAAACUUCAAGAGCGCCCAGCAUCCUUGGUGCGAGACUGAGGAACUCCUCUGGGCUAGACUUGCAUGCAAAUAAUGAUGAUGAUGAUGACGACGAUGAUGAGUUAAAUUUGCUUGCAAAAUAUGAAGACGCUAAUUUUGCAGAGGAAAUAGUGAAAAAAAGUGCCCCCGUUGUAUCGAAAAAGAGGAAGGAAAGCCCUGUUGGCAGUCUUUGGGAUGUGGAUCAACCUCGUAAAAAAAGAAACGUGUUUACAAUAGACUAA
This is a messenger RNA of Lodderomyces elongisporus, 1347 nucleotides long. RefSeq lists its product as uncharacterized. Bases 1 to 1347 code for a protein of 448 amino acids. The record is from RefSeq and is a predicted model, not a curated record. The transcript has a single exon. Lineage: Eukaryota; Fungi; Ascomycota; Pichiomycetes; Serinales; Debaryomycetaceae.